AGAAGGCGGAGGCAGGACGAAGAAAACAAGCAAUAGAAAAGAGGGAUUCUGAGCCUCCAGGCCAAUAAACACAACUGAAGAGCACCCAAGAAGGCCAAGAGAAGGGCAGCAGCAGAAGGGAGCUCCAAUGUCUUCUCCAUGUUUGACCAGACUCAGAUCCAGGAGUUCAAGGAGGCUUUCACUGUAAUUGAUCAGAACAGGGAUGGCAUUAUUGACAAGGAGGAUCUUCGGGACACCUUUGCGGCCAUGGGCCGUCUCAAUGUGAAGAAUGAGGAACUCGACGCCAUGAUGAAGGAAGCCAGUGGGCCUAUCAACUUCACUGUCUUCCUGACCAUGUUUGGGGAGAAGCUGAAGGGUGCGGACCCCGAGGAUGUGAUCACUGGAGCCUUCAAGGUCCUGGACCCAGAAGGGAAGGGCACCAUCAAAAAGCAAUUCUUGGAGGAGCUGCUUACCACGCAGUGCGACCGAUUUUCCCAAGAGGAGAUCAAGAAUAUGUGGGCAGCCUUCCCUCCAGAUGUGGGCGGCAACGUGGACUACAAGAACAUCUGCUAUGUCAUCACACACGGUGACGCUAAGGACCAGGAAUAGGGGACCCAAGGUCUCAGAAGACCCAGAUAGGCUUGUAGCCGCACCAACUCUCACCCUGACCCCCCAAUAAAACUCAACUGGUCUUUGUUUCUUA
This is a messenger RNA of Rattus rattus (black rat), 682 nucleotides long. It is a transcript of the gene Myl11, whose product is annotated as myosin light chain, phosphorylatable, fast skeletal muscle. The record is from RefSeq and is a predicted model, not a curated record. Gene Ontology annotation, cellular component: cytoplasm. Gene Ontology annotation, molecular function: calcium ion binding. Gene Ontology annotation, biological process: skeletal muscle tissue development. Bases 139 to 588 code for a protein of 149 amino acids. The transcript is spliced from 7 exons. NCBI's taxonomy places the organism in Eukaryota, Metazoa, Chordata, Mammalia, Rodentia, Muridae.